AUGCAGAAUGAAACAACUGUCACGGAAUUCAUCCUCCUGGGGUUCUCCAGCAACCCAGCACUGCAGCUUUGCCUCUUUGGCCUUUUCUCUGUCCUCUACUCUGCAACUCUGAUGGGAAACGCACUUGUCUUCGUGCUUAUCUGCCUGGACUACCACCUCCACAGCCCCAUGUACUUCUUCCUCUGUCACCUCUCCAUCGUGGACAUCUGCUACGCCUCCAACAACGUCCCUUAUAUGCUGAAGAACCUCCUUGGACAAGGCAGAACCAUCUCCUUCGCUGGGUGUGGGACACAGAUACAUCUUUAUUUAAUCUUUGCACUUACAGAGUGCGUGCUGCUGGCCGUGAUGUCUUAUGAUCGUUAUGUGGCAAUAUGCCAUCCCCUCCGCUAUACCCUCAUCAUGAACCGGAGGGUGUGCCUCACCCUUGCUGCAGUUUCAUGGGCUUUUGGGUUCGUAUUUGGUACACUGCAAGCCUCUCUGGCUUUACACCUGCCUUUCUGUGGCCCCUGCGAGGUUGACCACUUCUUCUGUGAAAUCCUUGCUGUCUUAAAGCUGGCCUGCACUGACACUACUGCCAAUAAAGUCCUGAUCUUUGCUGUCUGCGUGUGCUUCCUGCUCUUCCCUUUAGCUUUAAUCCUAAUUUCCUACUUGUACAUCCUGGCCACCAUUCUGCGCAUCCGCUCUGCACCAGGUUGGCAAAAAACAUUCUCCACCUGUGGCUCCCACCUGACUGUGGUGGGUCUGUUUUAUGGAAAUGCCAUCUUCAUGUACAUGGGGCCUGGGAGCAGUAAGUCAUCUGGGAAGGAGAAAGUUCUUUCCCUUUUCUACAGUCUUGUCAUCCCCAGUUUGAACCCCCUGAUUUACAGUCUGAGAAACAAGCAGGUAAAGGAAGCCUUGCUGAAGCUUCAGGGAAGGAAAAGAGUCUUGCGUUUCCUGUAG
Molecule: messenger RNA, 939 nt
Organism: Phaethon lepturus (White-tailed tropicbird)
Lineage: Eukaryota; Metazoa; Chordata; Aves; Phaethontiformes; Phaethontidae
Product: olfactory receptor 2A2
Exons: 1
Coding region: 1-939 (312 amino acids)
Biological process (GO): G protein-coupled receptor signaling pathway
Cellular component (GO): membrane
Molecular function (GO): G protein-coupled receptor activity; olfactory receptor activity
Source: RefSeq, a predicted model, not a curated record